Molecule: messenger RNA, 1703 nt
Organism: Priapulus caudatus
Lineage: Eukaryota; Metazoa; Priapulida; Priapulimorpha; Priapulimorphida; Priapulidae
Product: activating signal cointegrator 1 complex subunit 1-like
Exons: 2
Coding region: 376-1422 (348 amino acids)
Biological process (GO): DNA alkylation repair; regulation of DNA-templated transcription
Cellular component (GO): nucleus
Molecular function (GO): RNA binding
Source: RefSeq, a predicted model, not a curated record
UGUUUUCUGUUCUUUUCAAAUUCUGUUCCAAAGCAAUCUGUCUUUUCAAUGACAACAUGGAGGAUAUUUCACAGAAAAAACAUCUUUGUAGUUGUAAUGAGGUUCUCGUUCACUAAAUGACCCAGCUCAGUGGUCUGUGUGUGUCGCGUGCUGCCAUAAAUUUUUGCUCGAACGAACUUUUUGAUAUUUUUCACUUAUGCUUCUCGUAAUCAACAGAUGGCGCUGUUACUUCUAAAUAUGGCAGCCUCCUGUUGAGUUUUUAAAAGGUGUACAUGUGUGCCCCUGUGUAUUCAUUUAAUAAAGUCUUGAGCAUUGAACGUUCACGGCUCACCAUUGUGAGUAUUAUACCUGCGCUCAAGUACUCAGCUUGAGAUAAUGGAUGUCCUUAGACCACGGCUUAUGUGGAUAGAAGGCCGUUGCUACCGAGUAAAUGUUGUUGAUGACAGCGUCAGCGGUUCAUAUCGAUGGGAUGAAGAAGAAACCAGUGGUUGGGUAACAAAGGAUGAGGAAGCAAGAGGUUCUGACGAUGCAGACAUUGAGCAGACGGAUACUGGUUAUAGGACUUGUCUUGAGGUACCGAGCCCCUACUUCAAAUACUUGAUAGGUAAAAAAGGCGAAACGAAGAAACGACUCGAAAGUGAGACGAAAACGAGAAUCACGAUUCCGAAAUCUGGCGAAGAAGGGGAGAUAUUAAUAGUGGGUGCAGAGCUACACGGAGUGCGGUCCGCUCGCACGCGAAUAGAGCUGCUACUGUUGUCUGUACGCAUGCGUCAGCCCUUCACGCACUUCAUCUCCAUCCCCGUUGCCAGGCAACACAUCAAGGAAGCCCUGUUUGGCUUCAGAGAUGAAGUGCUGCGGAGGUGCGACGGAGACCGCGGGGUGAACUUCAGUCUCUUCCAGGAUGCAGACAAGCUUCACGUGACUGUCAGCACGCUGGUGUUGCUGUCGGAGGCGGAGCGGCAAUGCGCCGCUCACACGUUGCAGCAGUGCUGCCGCCAGCUCGCUGACGAUGCUAAGCACCCCCUGGCGGUUACUCUCCGGGGCGUCGAGUACAUGAAUGAUGACCCUAGCGCCGUGGACGUGUUGUACGCAAGGGUGGAGGAUGCGAGUGGGCGGCUGCAGUCGCUCGCCGACGGGCUUGUGAGCAGCUUCGCGGACGCGGGGCUGACGCAGCGACAGCGUGAACACGAACACGUGAAACUUCACGUGACCGUCAUGAACACGAUCUUCCGACGCGAUGCAGAGGCCGAGGUUACCGAGGGCAACGCGAGAGAGUCGUUCGAUGCCAGGAGGCUGAUGCAAGAGUUUGUGGACUAUGAGUUCGGCGAGCUGGUUAUAACAGAGUUGCAUAUUUCGCAGCGGUAUACCACAGCGAGUGACGGCUACUACGAAGCCACUGCAGUAGUGCCGCUGUCCGUGUGACGAUCCUGAUGUGAGCAUGCUAGCAAAUGUUAUGCCAUGAGAACAGCUGAUAUAGCGAAACGAGACGUCUGCGCAUGGUUGAUUAAUCUAUGAGCGAGCCUUAGCUGUGUUUACAUGAUUGCAGUCGAAUGUGACAUUGGUGCACCGUCUGUGUGUAGCAAUAAUUAAUAGGCAUGCAAUGUUGAUCAACAUUGCUUGUAAUUGUCGCUCUGUUAUAUUUGGGCGGAGCGUGUAACUGUAAAAUGUAUGAAUAAACAUGUUAGCAAUGAUACUCAGAAGCA